GCCUGGCGCAGUCUGGCGCAGUCCCACCAUGACCUCCAGCAGCUCCGUCGUCGGCGUCCUCGUGGCGCUCCUCUGCGCCGCCCUGGAGGACGGCACCGCGCUGGAGCCCCUCAUCGUGACGCCGCCGUACCUGUUCGGGGAGGAGCCACCCACGCCGUCCGCCCUCGCCGCCAGCUACGGCUACCCCACGGAGGAACACGAGGUGGAUAGCGAUGGGUACCUGCUGACCUUGUUCAGGAUCAAGGGCCCCGCCCAGGACGAGGGCCAGAAGGGCAAGCGCAAGGCCUCGACGGCCGAGCCGCCCGCCCUGGAGCCCUUCAUCCUGCACCACGGCAUGGCCGGCAACGCGGCGGAGUGGGUCAUGUUCGGGCCGGGCAAGAGUCUGGCGUACGCCCUGGCGGACGCGGGCUUCGACGUGUGGCUGGCCAGCGGCAGGGGCAGCAAGUACGGCAAGAAGCACGUCCAGCACGCCGCCGACUCCGACGAGUUCUGGGACUUCUCGUGGCACGACCAGGGCGCGGUCGACCUGCCCAACAUCGUGGACUUCGUGCUCAACGCCACCAACUUCAAGCAGACCUGGUACGCCGGGCACUCCAUGGGCAACACCAUCAUGUUCGUGAUGAACGCAGUGAGGCCCGAGUACGACAGCAGGAUCCGCCACCACUUCGCCCUGGCGCCGACAGGCUUCAUGGGCCGGGUCAAGAACCCCAGCGUGGUUGACUUCAAGAACAAGCUGGCCCAGACGGUGGAACUUUGGGACAGUCUGGGGCUGACGCACUUUUCAUCCGAGACGCCGCUGCUGUCGACGCCGCGGGCCGCGCUCUGCGCCAUCUUCAAGGACACCUGCAAGCAGAACUUCUUCUUCGACACUUUCGGCUCCGACGAGAAGCAGAGCUUCGAGGGCCAGGCCGAGAUCACCGGCGCGUACCUCCCGGGGGACUUCUCCGUCAGGCAGGUGGUCCACUACGGGCAGAUCGCCGCGGCAAAUGAGUCUUUCCGCCGGUUCGACUUCGGCACGGCCAACCAGGAGCUGUACAACUCGACGACGGCCCCGGAGUACGACAUGAGUCGCGUCACGGUGCCCGCCACCUUCAUGUACGGCGCGGGCGACGUCCUCACCGUGCCCGAGGACGUGGUGGCGUUCAGCAAGCUGUUCCGGGCCAGCCCGCCGGCCCUGCACCAGGUCCCGUUCAAACUGUUCAACCACGGGGACUUUAUCACGGCACGCGAUCAGCACAAGUACGUCCAUCAGCCCGUGCUGGCCCACGCCAGGCACAUCCGGGAGAAGACAGGAUUCAUUCCGCGAGGCUACUCGGGCAGUCCGGCCGCGGAGGAGAAGGAGAUGAAGAAGACGAAGCGGAAGCUGCAGGCCUGGCUGAACUCGAAGACGGCGCGCGAGGGCCCCAACAUGGUGCACGAGGAGUGAGGCGCGCCCCUGCGCUCCACGCCGAGCGCCUGACGGGGCGACGGCGGGCAGCCAGCGCGACCGCCGGGCCGGAUGGGUUGCCUGCCGCCCGGGCGCGCUGCAGAGGAGACUUGACUUUUGUGGGGAACCACCUUAUUGGAGACGAGAGCGGCACCCCAAGCAUCGACACGGGGUGUCUAGAUCAUGAGCCCAGUCGGUCCUCCUCGCAUACAUCAAUACAGAAUAACAGAAACGA
Molecule: messenger RNA, 1661 nt
Organism: Thrips palmi
Lineage: Eukaryota; Metazoa; Arthropoda; Insecta; Thysanoptera; Thripidae
Product: lipase 3-like
Exons: 10
Coding region: 29-1426 (465 amino acids)
Source: RefSeq, a predicted model, not a curated record